Molecule: messenger RNA, 826 nt
Organism: Gossypium arboreum
Lineage: Eukaryota; Viridiplantae; Streptophyta; Magnoliopsida; Malvales; Malvaceae
Product: membrane protein PM19L-like
Exons: 4
Coding region: 175-693 (172 amino acids)
Source: RefSeq, a predicted model, not a curated record
CAUUUUAUAGGAAAAAGUGAGCAUACACGCACUAAUGAUUAAUUCAUUUUCCUGGUUAAAAAAGAGAGGAGGUUCUUGCUUAUAUAUUUAGUUAUCUUUGUCUCAUUUGCAUUAUAACAAGCGUGAUCUAGCUCAGAACCAAUUGUCUUCUCUCUUGGUCAAAAUUUUUCAGCCAUGGCUUCUGGAGGAUCGAAAUCAGCUGCAACAAUGCUGUUGUUCCUCAACCUUGGGCUCUAUAUCAUUGUAACAAUAGUAGCUGGAUGGGCAGUAAAUCAUGCAAUUGAAAGAACUCAUGAAACAGCAUCAGUUUUAUCAAUCCCAGCUCGUAUAUUUCCUAUAUUCUUUCCAAUGGGAAACAUGGCCACCGGUUUCUUUGUCAUUUUCGCGCUCAUUUCGGGUGUUGUGGGCGUCUCCACCUCAGUUACUGGUCUCACCAAUGUUUUUCAAUGGGAUGCCCCUAAUUUAAAUGCAGCCACUGCUUCAUCCCUCCUCACUUGGGCACUCACUUUGCUAGCCAUGGGAUUAGCAUGCAAAGAGAUCAACAUUGGCUGGACAGAUGCCAAUUUGCGGACAUUGGAAGUGAUGACAAUAAUUGUGAGCGGCACGCAGCUGUUUUGCACGGGUGCUAUCCACGCUGGGGCUGAAGAUGCUGCUCUAAACAGAAUACCAUCUGCUUCCGCUGGAACAGUUUGAGCUUUUCAUGUCUAUAAGUCGUCCAAUGAUAAACAUAACCAAAAGUGUUGAUAUAAUAUGAUCUUUGCACCAUAAGUUAUGAUAAUUCGCUGAAUUUCCAACUUGAGUAUCUCCCAGUUACAAUGUUGUGAAA